Molecule: messenger RNA, 766 nt
Organism: Pelobates cultripes (western spadefoot toad)
Lineage: Eukaryota; Metazoa; Chordata; Amphibia; Anura; Pelobatidae
Source: the annotation of a GenBank genome assembly
AUGAAGUCAUCUGAUCCUUUUCCAAGGUGUGGGGCUAAUGAUGAUUUCCAUAUGAAUAUGAUUCAAGGAUUGUGUUUGGGAGAUAGGAAGUCAUGGCCGUGGUAUGGUCCUGAUCCAGAUUGGGAUAAGGAAUAUAUGAAAGCAGGAGGUGAAAAUUGGUUGCAGAUAGCCCCUCAUUGGUUUCCUUGUAGUGUAACAGGAAAGGUUUUAAAGGGAGCUGGCUAAGAGAAAGGGAAAUGUUGACAGUGAUACCAUCCGCUUUCCCAUAGAAGCCCCUCCUGAAAAUCUAUAUCCACCACCAAUUGUGCCCCCUACACAGUCAGCCCCCAGCCAUGCCCAACCACAACCCCCACCUCCCUAUAAACCAAUGUAUCCUGCUGUACCUAAUGCCCCCUCAGAGGAUGAUAUAGAAGAUAUUUGUAUUGCUGCAGCUGUUAAUUCACAAUCACAGCAAUUACAGGAAUCAUCAUCUACACCAGAUUCUGAUAUAGAAUAUCCACCGCCACCUCCCGGUACAAUUAAAUUAACAGUACAAACAGGAGUUAAACUUAAAAGUGUCAAGGUGUUAAAAUCAUAUGUACAUAUGCAAGGUGAUGAUUAUGUAGAAAUGCUAGAAUUAGAAGGUGCUGAUCUUACUACCCCGUUCAUGACUGUUGGUAAUCAGUUAAUAAUGAAGCCCAUUAAUCCCAGAGUACUCAAUGACAUUAUUCAAGGUGCCCCAAACCCCCGUACUAAUCCUUCUGCAUGCCUAAAGCAUGCUCUGUAA